CGCGUGCUGGUAUGUGUACGUGUACGUGUAUGUAUAUGCGCAUCUAUCCGUGUACGUGUAUGUACAUGCAUACGUAAACGUAAACGUAUAUGUAUAUAUAAUUUGGCAGCAUUUACUAUCGAAUAAAAUACACUCGUACGUAGUCUCACAAACGUUUCUCUGUAUCUCUGUGCAUAAUAUUAAGAUCGAUCUGUAAUCUAACCUAUUCGUUAGACACGUAUCUACUCGAUCCAAAGUAUUUUUUAAAAUGUAGAAUAAGUUACGUUAACACACUUUCUUGGCAAACAGCAAAACAUUCGUGAAGAAAUCUCUUGAAAUAAGUUCGAUCGAUGCAACAAUCGGGAGAGAGAACGACUUCAGAGCAUAUUCUAUUCUCACGUUUCCACAGAAUCCAUGUGAUGAGGGUAAUGUGUAUAUAAAACGUUUACUUCACUAUUUCUCCUUAAAAUCAAUUCUACGAUAUUUCGAUACACAGUCUUAAUUACAUCAGCAACAACAAAGAAAGAUACAGCCGUAAAUUACUAAAGUAACUGGCAGCCAUUUUGAAGUGCCACAUUCCUACACCGACUUGACACUCUUUUUCGUAAUUUACGGUGUACACAGAGCUUGUGCGUGAAAAAACAAAUUCGUCUACAUAAUUGAUGUUAGAAUUUUUUUUUAUAAAUAAUGCUUGUAAUUUGUUGAGAAAGAAGUUUAUGUUUCAGCAAAAAUUUAUAUACAGAUAUUAGAGUACAGGUUAUGAAACGAUUCACUAAAAUAAUUGUAAAUGCAUUUAUUGAAAUAAAAAAUUAAUUAUUAUUUUAUAUUCAUGUUAUAAUAAAAUAAAAAUUGAAAUACCAAUUCCGAAUAUUCAAAUAAAAAGCCAAACAAUAAAAUAAAAUUAGGUGUUUUAUAUUCUGAAAGAAGAAUAAUAAUACUAAACAAUAAUGUUCUUCUAUACUGACAAUGAAUGUACUUUAUAUAUGACAUUAUAUACGCACUAUCAGGUAUUUGAAUGAGAUAAAACAAAGUCAUUGUUACAUUAUGGUAGCUCACGUUAUGUGUUUAACAUCUUCCGGAGGAAUUCCAUUAUUCUCUCGACAGAAAGGAGAAGGAGAUACGAUGACCUUUUCUAAAAUAGCUUCACUGAACGGUAUCCACAUGUUCCUUAAAUCACAAGACAUUAAAUUGCUAUACACAGAUUUACCAGAUACUACCGUCAUGUGGAAAGAAUUUGAUCAAAGCAUUACUUUGAUAGUCAUCGCGAAUGGGACCACAAAAUAUGUUCUAAACCAAUUUCUUGAUGCUGUUUUUGGUGCAAUGAUUUUGUUUGUUGGCAUCGAUGAAUUAAAGAGUGCAAAGAAUAUAGAAAAACUUAAGAAAGACGUGCGUUCUUGCAGUCCACUUGUCGAUAAUUUAUUACAGUGCCUUGACGUGGGAGAUGGAAUUUCUUUAAAAACCGAUAUCAUCAAUAUGACAGAGUGCAUUAUGUGCCUUGAAAAUAAUUUACUGCAGACUUGUUUAGAAAGCUACAUGGAAUGUUUAGAUUCCAUAUAUGGUUGUAUUUUAAUACAUGGCUGCUUAGCAGUUGCUACAGAAGGAUGGUGGAGCUUGAAUCCUAUAGAAAGGAAGUUAUUGAUAACAGUUGUCACCGUUGAAGGCGUUUGUACAACACGCGAUAUCCCAGUAUUUUUACCUUACAAAAGCCCUAAUGUGGCUUUCCGAUUAGUAUCUGUUACAUUAAUCAAUCAUAUCGAAGUAUUAGCAUUAUGUGGACCAAAUCCAGAAUUAUCAGAGGUAGAGAGACUGGCUGUACAGUGUUGGAAAAAUAUUCUUGAUACUUUGAACAGCGCUGAAUUGUGCUAUCCAAGGAAUUUACCUGUGUCAAUCAAUUUUGAUUCGGAAGCACUUGGGUUUCUUCUAGUAAAUUAUAAAGUGCAAAAAUUUAUACUCUGUAAAAAUGAUCAGUAUGCUAAAACUAGAAUUAGUGGAUCACACAGAUUAGACAUACUAAAAACAUUUUACCAUCAAGCUGUUGAAACGUUUAUAUUAUUUCCAAUAUCUGAAGAUAAUACAAAGAAGGACAAUUGGAAGUUUACCAGUACAAAAGAAAUAUAUCUGUGUUCAGAAUAUCAUAAAUGUCAUGCUGUUAAACACAGUGAUCACAUACUUUGUAUUUUAUACGCAUCUAUAGUUCCUACACACACUAUGAGAUUGAUUUGUCAAAAAAUAUUGAAAAUGUUGCUUACAGAUAAGCAAAAUUGUUGGUAAAUAAAAAUAUAAAUUCAUUUUAUACUUUUAUACUAUACAUAUUACCAUAAAAAAUAUAAAUUGUACGAUCGCAUUAAACCAGUAUUCUUGUUUAUUCUUGGAUGUGUAUUUUAUGAUUUGUACCAUAUUUAAA
Messenger RNA from Nomia melanderi (Alkali bee), 2383 nucleotides. Lineage: Eukaryota; Metazoa; Arthropoda; Insecta; Hymenoptera; Halictidae. The record is from RefSeq and is a predicted model, not a curated record.